Messenger RNA from Adineta steineri, 3585 nucleotides. NCBI's taxonomy places the organism in Eukaryota, Metazoa, Rotifera, Eurotatoria, Adinetida, Adinetidae. The record is from the annotation of a GenBank genome assembly.
AUGUCAAAUCGUAUUCAAGAAUUAGAACAUAUGCCAGCUAAUAUGAAUAUUGAAUUACGAACACGAGCAUUAAUUGAAUUAAAAUCACUUAAAUUACUUCAAUUUCAAAAACAAUUACGCAAUGAAAUUGUUAAUACAAUGAAGAAAGAUACAUUGAUUCAAACUGCUCUUAAUCCUCGUGUAUAUAAACGUCCAAAACGUUAUCAACUUCGUGAAGCACGUUCAACAUUACAAUAUGAACGACAACGUAAAUUAGAAAUUGAACAACAAGAAUAUGAUAAACAUCAAAAGGUCUUAAAAAAUAUUUUAACACAUGCACAAGAAUUUCGUGAAUAUCAUCGUCGAUGUACAAUGACAAUUAGACGUUUAAAUAAAUCAAUUCAAGUUCGUUUUGCUAGUAACGAACGUGUAUUAAUUAAAAAAGAAGAACGUGAAGAAAAAGAACGUCUUCAACUUUUAAUGAUUUCAGAUGAAAAAGGUUAUAGCGAAUUAGUUAAGAAGAAAAAAGAUGCACGUUUAUCAUUAUUAUUAUCACAAACAGAUACUUAUAUCAAUAAUCUUAAACAAUUAGUACGACAACACCAACAAGCAAAUCGAUCACAAAGACAAUCAACAAACGUUAUCAAUCCUUCUUCAUCUGAUCAAGAAUUACAAACAACUUCAAUUCUUGAUCAAACUAAUAAUGAUGAAACAAUAUGUGAUGCUGUUGAAAAUGCAGCAACAAAUGAAGAUGAUGAAUAUGAUGCAAAAGAAUCUUAUUAUUCUAUUGCUCAUCGUAUACGUGAACCAAUAAUAGAACAAUCAAAAAUGCUUGUUGGUGGUCAACUUAAACCAUAUCAAUUACAAGGUCUUGAAUGGCUUGUUUCAUUAUAUAAUAAUAAUUUAAAUGGUAUACUUGCUGAUGAAAUGGGCCUUGGAAAAACAAUUCAAACAAUAGCAUUAAUUGUACAUUUAAUUGAUUAUAAAAAAAAUCCAGGACCAUCAUUAAUUAUUGUUCCAUUAUCAACAUUAUCAAAUUGGGCUUCUGAAUUUCAACGUUGGGCACCUGAAGUAACAGUUCUACAAUAUAAAGGUUUACCAAAUGUACGUAAAAUGCUUGCACAAACAAUACGUACAAAUCGUUUAAAUGUUUUAUUAACAACAUAUGAAUAUGUAAUACGUGAUCGUUCAAUAUUAUCAAAAAUUUCAUGGAAAUGUUUAAUUGUUGAUGAAGGACAUCGAAUGAAAAAUCAUCAUUGUAAAUUAACACAAAUCUUAAGUAGAUAUUAUUCAAAUGCUCCACAUCGUUUAUUAUUAACAGGUACACCAUUACAAAAUAAUCUACCAGAAUUAUGGGCAUUAUUAAAUUUUAUUUUACCAUCAAUAUUUAAAUCUUCAACAACAUUUACAGAUUGGUUUAAUGCACCAUUUGCAACAUUACCAAGUGAAAAAGUUGAAUUAAAUCAUGAAGAAACAUUAAUAAUUAUUCAACGUUUACAUAAAGUUUUACGACCAUUUCUUUUACGACGACUUAAAAAAGAAGUCGAAUCACAAUUACCUGAGAAAGUUGAAUAUAUAAUAAAAUGUGAAUUAUCUGCUUUACAACGUUGUCUUUAUCAUGCAAUGUCAAAAAAUCGUACAUUAAUUAUUGAAGAUCAAAAUGGUAAAAGUGGACGACGAGCAUUAAUGAAUAAAAUUAUGCAAUUACGUAAAAUUUGUAAUCAUCCAUGUUUAUUUCAGGAAAUAGAAGAACGUUUAGCACAAUCACUUGGUCAUCAACAUGGAGUUAUUAAUGGUCCUGAUCUAUUUCGUGUAUCAGGUAAAUUUGAAUUACUUGAUCGUAUAUUACCAAAAUUAAAAGCAACAAAUCAUAAAAUUUUAUUAUUUUCUCAAAUGACAUCAGUUAUGGAUUUACUUAAAUAUUAUUUUGAAUAUCGAAAUUAUUCUUAUUUAAGAUUAGAUGGUACAACUAAAGCUGAUGAUCGUUGUGAAUUAUUAAAAAAAUUUAAUGAUGAGAAUUUUGAUUGUUUUAUAUUUUUAUUAUCAACACGUGCUGGUGGUGUUGGAUUAAAUUUACAAAAAGCUGAUACAGUUAUUUUAUUUGAUUCAGAUUGGAAUCCACAUCAAGAUCAACAAGCACAAGAUCGUGCACAUCGUAUUGGACAAAAAAAUGAAGUACGAGUUUUACGUCUAAUGACUGUUAAUACAAUUGAAGAAAAAAUCUUAGCUUGCGCAAGAUAUAAAUUAAAUGUUGAAGAAAAAGUUAUACAAGCAGGAAUGUUUAAUCGUUCAUCAACAUCAAGUCAACGACAUGAUUAUCUUGAACAAUUAAUUGGAGGUGAAGAUGAUUGUAAAAAUAAUGAUGAAGAUAUUCCCGAUGAUGAAAUUCUUAAUCAAAUGAUUGCUCGAACUGAAGAAGAAUUUGAUUUAUUUAAUCGUAUGGAUAUUGCUAGGCGUGGAUUUGAAUCUAUUCAUGGUGUUGGUGCUAAUGAAUAUCGUUUAUGGGAAUUAUCUAAUACAAGACUUACAUCUCAAAUUAAACGUAGAAAAGAAAAUGAUGAUGAAAUAAUUCAUGAAGAAAUAUCAACAACAAAUGAUGAAACUAUGCCAUCAGUAUUAGAAGAUCUUGAAGAUGAAGAAGAUGUUGAUUUUACUCAAGAAAUAUCAAGAGGUCAUCGUAAAAUGAAAACAAAUCGUCUUAUAACUGACGAUGAAUUACCUCAAUGGUUAAAAAAUGAUGUUGAUAAAAUUGAAAAAACUCUUAAAAAUGAUGAUGAUUUGGGUAAAGGAUGUCGUCAACGUAAAGAUAUUGAUUAUAGUGAUACAUUAACUGAUAAAGAAUUUUUACAAGCAUUAGAAGAAGGAAAUCUAGAUGAUGCUACGGAACAAAAACGCAUACGAAAACAAAAUCGUAAACAUGAUAAUGAUAUUGAUCUUGAUGAAACUGAAGCAUGUUCAUCAUUUGAUAGUCCUUCAACAUCCCUAUCAAAUCAACAAAAUCUUUCUUCUAAACGUGUCAGUAUAAAAAAACGUUUUGAAACUAUUGAUCCAAAUGUAACAUUACAAUGUCGAUUAUUAUUUGAUCAUUUAUUAGCAUAUCGUACAGAUGAUAAUCGUCAAUUAGCACAAGUAUUUAUACGAUUGCCUACACAAAAACAAAUACCAUUGUAUUAUCAAAUAAUCAAUGAACCAAUUGAUUUUGAACGUAUAAGAAAAAAAAUUGAUACAUAUCGUUAUUUAAAUUUAGAACAACUGGAUUCUGAUAUGAAAUUACUUGUUGAAAAUGCACAAACAUUUAAUUGUGAAACAUCAAUAAUUUAUUCUGAUUCAGUUCAAUUAGAAAAAGUUUAUAAAACUUUACGUGAACAGCUACAGUCUGGUUUACUUCAAAUAUCAAAAGAGACAUUAAAUAUCGUUAAUCAAUCAGUAAAAAAAACCUCUCGAGUUUCAACAAGACAAGGAUAUAAUAGUACACGAAUAACAACAAUAGAUACAACUAAUAGUACAAUUUCUAGUAGAGGACGUAAACGAAAAGCAACAAGUAUUAUUCAAGACGAAGAAGUAACUGAAGGUGAAAGAGUUACAUCGGAUAAUGGUGAUAAUUAG